GACGAACACGGAAGUGGACCGGAAAGGGCAGGAAUAUUUCGCGCCAAAUUGAAACAAUACACUGGCAGUGUGUGCGGCGGCGGGACGGACGAGCUGAGACACAAACCAGCGGACACCAGGCGCAGUCUUCCAGUCACUUUGACCCCACAUCAGUCACGCGAACAUGGAGGAGGCCAACAAGCUGAUCGGCACCGGCAAGAAGCACCUGGUGCUGGGGAAGGUGGUGGAGGCGGUCAGCGCCCUGCAGGAGGCCUGCGGCCUGCUGGCUAAGAAGUACGGCGACACAGCAGACGAGUGUGGAGAGGCGUUCUACUGGUGUGGGAAAGCGCUGCUGGAUUUGUCACGGAUGGAGAACUCUGUCCUGGGAAACGCUCUGGAGGGAGUGCCGGAGGAGGAGGAGGACAAAGAGAAACCUAAAGACUCCAACGUGGAGGGCACAGAAAACAUCGAUGAGAAGACCAGAGAUGAGCUGAGGGUUCAGGUGUACGACGCCAUGGCGGAGAAGCAAAACGAGAAGGACGGCGAGAAAGUCGAAGGGAAGCCGAGCGAAGACGCAGAGAAGAAUACGAAAGGUGACGUAGAAACAGCAGAGGCUGCCGAUGGACAAGAGAAGCCAGCAAAGGAAAAGGGAGCUGAGGAGGAGGAGAAGAAGAAGAGCGAGGCGAGCGGGAGCAAAUCUGCAGGAAGUGAAGCCAAGAAGGAAAAAGAGUGCGAGAAGGAAGGCGAGGAUUCGGCAGACAAGCCCGAGGAAGCAGAAGAUGCUGAAGAAGAAGAAGAAGAAGGGGAGGAAGACGACGGUGAUGAUGUAGACAUGGAGGGUGACGCACAGCAAGGCGACGCCGCCGCUGAGAAGGAGAGUGAUGAUGAUGAUGAGGAGGAGGAGGAGGAGGAGGUGGGGAACCUGCAGCUGGCCUGGGAGAUGCUGGAAGUAGCCAAAGUCAUCUACAAAAGGAAAGAGUCUAAGGACGAUCAGCUGAUGGCGGCUCAGGCUCACCUGAAACUGGGUGAAGUUUCUGCUGAAUCUGGAAAUUACACGCAGGCGCUGGAGGAUUUCCAGGAGUGUCUGAAGCUGCAGGUUAAGCACUUGGACUCCGACAGCCGCCUGCUCGCCGAGACUCACUACCAGCUGGGCCUCACCUACAGCCUGGACCUCCAGUACCGGCAGGCGGUGGACGAGCUCAACAGCUCCAUCUGCGUCAUCAAGAGCAGGCUGGGCAAACUGCAGCAGCUGCUGGACAAGUCCGCGGGCCCUGAGGCCCUGCCCGGCGAAAGGAAGGAGAUGGAGGAGCUGAAGGCUCUGCUCCCGGAGAUCCAGGAGAAGGUGGAGGACGCCACAGAGGGGCUGAAGACGGCGAGCACCGCCUGUGAGGCGCUGAAGGGCGCCCUGGGCGGAGCCUCCACCUCCUCUGCCUUCGCUGAGGCCGCUCUAGAGAAAGGUGACGCUGCCUGCAGUUCAAAAGUUAACGGCACAUUCACUAACGGAGUCGCUUCUACCAACGGACACGCUGCCGCAGCUCCGGUCUCUAACAUCUCCCACCUGGUCCGGAAGAAGAGGAAACCGGAGGAGAGUCCCGUGAAGGAAGGCGCGGUGAAGAAGGCGAAGCAGGGGACCAACGGAGUCGACAAAGCCACCAACGGACACACCGCCAGCAUGGAAGUGGAGAGUCAGUGAAGCCGGAUUCCCUCCAGAGUUUUGUCUCCACACAAGAAGAGAUUCACCGUCCUGCCAACCCGUUCCUCCUCCUACACUUGUUUGCUCUUGUAAAUACGUGUAUCUUUUUUGUGUCUGUUAUGUUGAUUGUUCAUGUAUGUGACCUAUGAAUUUGAAUAAAGAAUGUUGUUUGAUAACA
Scophthalmus maximus (turbot) is the source of this 1850-nucleotide messenger RNA. RefSeq names its product histone-binding protein N1/N2-like. The coding region runs from base 164 to 1672 and encodes 502 amino acids. Gene Ontology annotation, biological process: CENP-A containing chromatin assembly; DNA replication-dependent chromatin assembly. The transcript has 14 exons. The record is from RefSeq and is a predicted model, not a curated record. Lineage: Eukaryota; Metazoa; Chordata; Actinopteri; Pleuronectiformes; Scophthalmidae. Gene Ontology annotation, cellular component: nucleoplasm. Gene Ontology annotation, molecular function: histone binding.